Molecule: messenger RNA, 840 nt
Organism: Ficedula albicollis (Collared flycatcher)
Lineage: Eukaryota; Metazoa; Chordata; Aves; Passeriformes; Muscicapidae
Exons: 2
Coding region: 122-814 (230 amino acids)
Source: RefSeq, a predicted model, not a curated record
ACCAGGACAGAGGAAGAAGAUCACCUCUUUGAAAUGGGCACGGGGGGCUGGGUGCUGGUGGCAGUGCCAGGCUGAGACAAGUCCCCGAGGGACAUGGCCAAGGGCUUCUGGCUCACAGCAGAUGAGAAGGGUGCACAGAGGGUUUCCACAAGGGAUUUCUCCUGGGGUACCAUUUCCAGCAGUUGGGCAGGCACAGGAGAGCCCAGUGGGUGAGACACGGCAGCCCCUGCCUCAGGACCUCUGCUCCCCCCAGCCCGCUCCUCUGGGAGCUGCCGGGGGGGCACUGGGGCCGCAGGCAGCCUCUGAUUUCGGGGGUGCUCCGGAGGGACUGGCGGGAACUCAGGUGGGCAGGAAGAGAACGCCAGGUGCAGAGCAAGCUGGGGGCUGGACGGUGCUGGCUUCACCUCCUGAUGUGUGCUGGGGCUGGAGAGAAGAUGCUUCCCCCGGUGCAGCUGCCACGGAAGGGCUCAUCCAGCGGCGCGGGAAGAGCGGGACGGACGGACGGACGGACGGACGGACGGACGGACGGACGGACGGACGGACGGAGCUCCUCCCGAGGCGGAGCGCGGCUCAGCCCCCGCCUGUGCCGCAGCACCUGCCCCGGCCCGGCCCCGCUCCAGCCCAGGAGCGCUGCAGGGGGAAGCGAAAGGCAUCGAAGCCCAGGAAGCCAAAGGAUGUAAACGCCCCCCGGGAGUCAGGAGAUGUCCGUCUCUUCACCAAGGAGACACCAGGGCUGGAACAGGGUGAUGUCAGCGCGGCUUGGCGAGGGACUGCCCCAGCUCAGCGCCUUUGGGAACACGGGGCAGGGGAGUGAAGGGGAAAUGCUGCAGCUGAGCAGCA